Lucilia sericata (common green bottle fly) is the source of this 2641-nucleotide messenger RNA. It is a transcript of the gene msi, whose product is annotated as RNA-binding protein Musashi homolog Rbp6. Gene Ontology annotation, molecular function: RNA binding. The transcript is spliced from 3 exons. The coding region runs from base 560 to 2449 and encodes 629 amino acids. The record is from RefSeq and is a predicted model, not a curated record. Lineage: Eukaryota; Metazoa; Arthropoda; Insecta; Diptera; Calliphoridae. Gene Ontology annotation, cellular component: cytoplasm.
AAUUUACGCUUGCGCUUCUCUCAUUUUCUGUUUUGAAAAUCAUUCGUUUAUUUGGGCUCAAGGAAUAAGGAAGUGUUAAGGAAGUUGCUAAAAAGGCUAAAUAAAAUAAUAAAUUGUGAAAUAUAAAAUAAAGUUCGUUAUUAAAUUUAUAAAAGAAAUAUCUUUUAAAGAGCAUAUAAAAAACAACAACAGAAUUAUUAAAAAAAACAAAAGAACAGUUAUAAAAUUGGCAAAAAAACAAACGUCAUUUAUCUCUCUCAUUUAUUAUUUGUUCUUGAAUAUUUGGUAACUUAGCAACCAAAUUUGUAUUAAAAUCAAAAGCGCGUAGUUAAUAUUUAUUUGAACUUUCUAACAAAUAAAAAUACCAAGGAAAUAUUGUUGCCAAUAUAGCCCAGUACCGCGGCUACUUAACAAAAGAAAACCCCACAAAAGGACUUGAUAUUUAGUGAAAAAUUACAAUUAGUGUAACAUAACCUUACUUUAAAAACGUAACGGACACAUUUUGCUAAUUAAAUUAGAAAACAGUGUUAAAAUUCUUUCAAAAAUAGUAUUAAAGCAUAUGAUGAUAGAAGGAGCAACCAUGUUACAUCAUCCCACCUCAUUGCCACCACCACCCAUUGUUGCGGCACGCAUUAAAGAUGAAAAAACCAACAAUAAUUUUUUCUAUCCCCACAGUAAUCCCAUUGACAAUGCUGCGGCAGCUGCUGCCGCCGCUGCAGCUGGACUCAUCGAUCCACACAAUCGGGAUUUGCGUAAUGCUUUGGUAGCCUCUAUGAAUGGUAAUGUGGCAGCGGCCACUAUUAAUGGUUCUUUGACAACAGCGGCUGUUUUAAAAAGUGCCUCAGCUGCUGCAGCCGUGGCUGCUGCUCAACAACAACAACAGCAGCAACAGCAACAAACAAAUGCUAAUAAUGCCUCACAACAGCAACAACAACAGCAGCAACAAAAUUUGAAUAACACAACUAAUAACACAGUCUCACAACAACAGCAGCAACAGCAACAACAACAGCAGCAGCAACAACAUACACAAGCCCAACAAGCUGCCAUGACCAUUCUUAAUGGUAACACCUCAAAUACAAACAACAAUCAAACAGAUUCCACAGUGAAAACUUCAUUAUCGGGUCGCUCAACACCCAGUAACAGUGUUAAUGGUGCGGCGGGUACCGAUCCAGCACCCGGCAAACUUUUCGUUGGUGGCCUAAGUUGGCAAACAUCUUCGGAAAAGCUUAAGGAAUACUUUAAUAUGUUUGGUGCUGUUACAGAUGUGCUCAUUAUGAAGGAUCCUUUAACACAGCGUAGUCGUGGUUUUGGUUUUAUAACUUUCAAAGAGCCCUGCAGUGUGGAAAAAGUCUUGCAAGUACCCAUACAUACUUUGGAUGGCAAGAAAAUUGAUCCCAAACAUGCCACACCCAAGAAUAGACCUCGCAAUUCCAGCAAAACUAAGAAAAUAUUUGUGGGUGGUGUUGCUCAAGACACUUCAGCCGAUGAGGUCAAAGCCUAUUUCAAUCAAUUUGGAACUGUGGGUGAAACUGUCAUGUUAAUGGAUCAACAGACUAAACGUCAUCGUGGUUUCGGUUUUGUCACCUUCGAAAAUGAAGAUGUAGUAGAUCGUGUUUGUGAAAUUCAUUUCCAUACUAUUAAAAACAAAAAGGUCGAAUGCAAAAAGGCCCAACCCAAAGAGGCUGUCACUCCUGCUGCUCAACUUCUACAGAAACGCAUUAUGUUGGGCACUUUAGCGCCUGGCCAGUUAUUAGGUGCCGGUCCUGGCCAAUUGUUGGGUACUCGUACUGCUGCCGGUCUUACCGCCAUGAAUCCUUUGGCUAUGCUACAGAAUCAUCAGGGUCAAUUACAGUUUCAUGCCACUACACAACAGGCUGCUGCUGCUGCUCAACAGGCCGCCUUGAUUUCACAAAAUCCUUUCCAAGUACAAAAUGCUGCAGCUUCGGCUAUAGCCGCUAAUCCAAGUGGUUUUGGUAAAUUAUUAACUACAUAUCCUCAAGCAGCAUUACAUAGUGUUCGUUAUACUCCCUACCCCAUACCCGCCACAGCAGCAGCUGCCAAUGCUUUUGCUCAAGCCCAACAACAACAGCAACAACAAGUUGCCUCAGCUCAUGCCCAUCAUCAUCAUCAACAGCAACAAAAUGCCGUAGCAGCGGCCCAACAACAUACAGCUGCUCAAAAUUCUGCUGUAGCAGCGGCAGCAACACAAGCACACAAUGCUGCAGCAUUAGCAGCGGCUGGUUCAACACAAGCUAAUGGUGCUCAUGCAGCUACUGCAGUAACAAAUCCUUUGGCUGCCGCUGCUGCGCAACAAGCAGCCCUAGUAGCUUCAAAUCCCUUAAAUGCCGCCACAAAUCCAUAUCAAAGUUAUGCCUUAGCAAAUGUGGAUAUGUCAAGUUUUCAAGGAGUCGACUGGAGUUCAGUGUAUGGCAUGGGAAUGUAUGUUUAAAUCUGAAAUCUACAAAAUCUUCCUUAAUGAAAUAAUACUCUUAUCUAAAAGAAAAAUACAAAAAAAACCCCAAAUCCAGAAAGCCUUAAAAGAAACAACAUUUAAAGACAACAAAGGUAAAGAUUGUUGUGUUGCUUCAUUUAUUUAAACAUUUACAUUUUGUGUAAAGCGGCUUUUUAUUAAGGUAUUUUG